Molecule: messenger RNA, 2564 nt
Organism: Helianthus annuus (common sunflower)
Lineage: Eukaryota; Viridiplantae; Streptophyta; Magnoliopsida; Asterales; Asteraceae
Product: RNA polymerase II C-terminal domain phosphatase-like 2
Exons: 15
Coding region: 178-2244 (688 amino acids)
Molecular function (GO): RNA polymerase II CTD heptapeptide repeat phosphatase activity
Source: RefSeq, a predicted model, not a curated record
AAACAUCUCUAGAGAGAGAGAGUCUAGAGAGAGAGAAAGCUCGUUUUGCUUCAAUUCUCGACGUUAGUCCGUCAAGAAAACGUUCAAUCGUCCUCCAAUUCUCGUUUACAUCGUUCAAUUUCGAGUCUUUCAUACAAUAUUUCUCCAAAUUGAUGCAAUUUGAUGCAAUUUGUGUAAAUGAGUCGUUUAGGGUUUAAUAAAUCGGUGGUUUACCAUGGGGAAACAUGUUUGGGUGAAUUGGAUGUUAUUCCUGUUGGUGAUAAGCAAUUCCGGUUUCCGAAUAACGAGAUUAGGAUCCAUCACAUUUCUCCGAUCAGUGAAAGAUGUUCACCUCUUUCAGUUCUGUUAACAAUUUCUUCUUCUUCAGUUCGUUGCAAGCUUGAAUCCUUUUCAUCAAAUGUUAAACAAGAGUUGCUUGCUCUUCACGCCUCUUGUUUCUAUGAUCUAAAGACAGCUGUGGUGGUGAUUGGGGAUGAAGAGGUGCAUUUGGUGGCAAUGGGAAGUAAAUUUCAAAGAUUUCCUUGUUUUUGGUGUUUUGUGGUUCCUGCACAAUUGUACACUGCUUGUUUAGGGAUGUUAAACAUGAGGUGUCUGUCGAUCGUGUUUGAUCUAGACGAGACGCUUAUUGUUGCGAAUACGAUGAGGUCUUUUGAAGAUAGGAUAGAUGUGUUGACUGGGUGGAUUGGGCAGGAGUCUGAUCCUGUUAGGGUGGCUGGGAUGACUUCUGAGCUUAAACGAUAUGUGGAGGAUCGCGCGUUGUUGAAGCAUUAUGCAGAGAAUGAUGCUGUAACGGAUAAUGGGCAGACGUAUGAGGUGAAAAUGGAGGAAGUUCCGAUCAAUGCUGCUGGUAAUGAGCGUGUUGUUCGACCGGUAAUAAGAUUGCCGGAAAAGAAUAUAGUCUUGACCCGCAUUAAUCCGGAGAUUCGUGAUACCAGUGUGCUUGUGAGGUUAAGACCCGCUUGGGAGGAUUUGAGAAGCUAUUUGAUUGCAAAAGGACGCAAACGAUUUGAAGUUUAUAUCUGCACUAUGGCCGAAAGAGAAUACGCAUUGGAAAUGUGGAGGUUGCUCGAUCCCGGGACCCACCUAAUCACUCCAAAGCAACUAUUGAACCGUGUUGUAUGUGUCAAAUCAGGUGCACGCAAAUCAUUGUUGAAUGUGUUUAAAGAUGGGGAUUGUCAUCCAAGGAUGGCGAUGGUAAUUGACGAUAGGUUAAAAGUUUGGGAAGAAAAAGAUCAACCGCGAGUUCAUGUGGUGCCUGCUUUUACUCCUUAUUAUGCUCCUCAAGCAGAGACAGCAAAUGCUGUUCCAGUUCUGUGUGUGGCAAGGAACGUUGCAUGUAACGUUAGAGCUGGUUUCUUCAAAGAAUUUGAUGAGAAUUUUAUUAGGAGGGUUUCUGAACACCACUAUGAAGAUGAAGUUUUGAAUCUACCGUCUGCACCUGAUGUUUGCAGUUAUCUAAUGCCAGAGGAUGCUAGUUUUGUACCAAAUGGUAAUAUAAGCGUCCCAAUGGCGGAAGGAAUGAAUGCUUCUGAAGUUGCUCAUAGACUGAAUCAACAGGAUUCUAGAAAUGCGGACCUGAAAUCUGAUAGAUCCCAGCCGUUAGUUCCAUCUACGAGCAUCUAUGGUCCACCAUCAUUUAGAUCUGCGAUACCGUCAGACAAACCUAGCUUACUUGGCCCGAUUCAAGCACCUGAUAUAUGGAACAAACAGCGAGCUGGUUUUUAUCCUCCGUCUCAUGCUACAGCUAGUUCUUUCUCUGCAGGGUUUCGACCACUAGUAUCUGAAGCAAAGCGUGAUGAGGCGUUCCUUGGAUAUGGAGUGCCAAAGAAGAAUUUGCCACAAGUAGGCCAACUUUCAGAUGUAGGUGUAGCACAUAAUCAACCAUAUUUAAAUAACAAAAGAGGGUCCGCUGAUAGUGGAACUUUAAACUCGCUACAAUCUUCUCUAUCCAUUGAAGUGCUGCACGAAAUUGCACAAAGAUGCGGCUCGAAGGUUGAGUAUCGAUCCGUUUUCAGCCCCAACAGGGAAUGGCGAUUUUCUUACGAGGUUUUAUUCACAGGCGAGAAAGUUGGUCUCGGGAUGGGUAAAACCCGAAAGGAUGCUCAAGAGCAGGCUGCGGAGAAUGCCCUUCAAAGCUUAGCCGAUAAAUACGUCUCGUACCUCAUAUCACGAUCCAAACCAGAAACAAAAGUCCUUGAUACUGAAAGCGAGAACGGGUUUUUGUGGGACUCUGAUUCAGAUUGAUCAGAGGCCUGCUGAAAUGAGGCAUUCCUCCAGUUUAGCGUGUCAGCAAGUUCAGAAGUGAGUUGUUUUGUCAAGGUAAAGAAUGCGGGAAGUCAAACUAUAAGUGGUUUUUAUCAGCUUGUAAAUGGAAAGAAGUUUAGAGACUUUGAAAAGGUCAAUUUUGGGUCAACACCAGGAGAAAGUUAAGUUUUGGGGUUUUUGAAGCUGUAAAUUACUUCUUGUUUGUGUAGGAAUAGAUAGGAUAAAUCUUAGUUCUUGGCAUUAUGAGUUAUACAAGUGGCAUUUCAAGAUAAUUUGACUAACGCCUGAUAGCGUCAUCA